Messenger RNA from Dendronephthya gigantea, 2470 nucleotides. Its product is annotated as CSC1-like protein ERD4. NCBI's taxonomy places the organism in Eukaryota, Metazoa, Cnidaria, Anthozoa, Malacalcyonacea, Nephtheidae. The transcript has 13 exons. The record is from RefSeq and is a predicted model, not a curated record. Gene Ontology annotation, molecular function: calcium-activated cation channel activity. Gene Ontology annotation, cellular component: plasma membrane. Bases 230 to 2470 code for a protein of 746 amino acids.
UUUUACUUAAAAUGUUAAUUGAUGCUGCAAAUCUUGUCAGUUCAUGUAUUCAGGUCGAUUGCCGAGUUUAAUAUCAGACAAAAAGAUUCAUAUGACAUUGCUAGUCAUGUGUUUUUUAAAUUUUCGUUCCGUGGUUUUGUUGAUAAUAAUAAAGAUGUAUAUACCACCUGCUUGUGGUUUGUAAAUCCCAUCAAAGGUACAAUUGUAGCAUAAAGAAGAGAAAAACAAGAUGUCGAAUGCUACUGCUGAAGAGGCAAUACAGGAGACCAGUAUUAAUUCAUUUGUCUCUGCUUUUGUUGUGAAUUUGCUAGCUGGACUUGCUGGAUUUACCGCAUUCUCUCUGAUACGUUGUCGUUUUAAACAUGUCUACCUGUCUAACUUCAUUGUUCAUACGACAAGACUCUUUUCAGAGUUAUCUGAAACACAAGUGCAAAUUUGGAAUCGAUUAAAACCUUCUACUUCCAUUUAUUCAUGGCUUUCUCCCUGUUUCAAAACAACUGAUGAGGAGAUUUUUGACCUCGUUGGCUUUGACAUAUUUGUUUAUCUCAGAUUUAUUCGUUUAUGUUUAAAAUUCUUUGCCAUUAUAUUGCCUUACGGUUUACUGGUCCUUCUUCCCCUAAAUAUCAACGGUACUGCUGACCUAAAAGGAAUGUCAAGCCUUACCAUGGGAAAUAUAGAACUGAAAUCUAAUAUGUACUGGGCUCAUUUUGUUGGUGUGUGGAUUUACUCUGUGAUUAUUUAUUUUCUGCUUUAUCGAGAAUGGAAAACAUUCACUCACUACCGUCAGAUAUACUUGAGGAAAGGCUACGAAGAACAAUAUAGUAUUCUGGUAACCGAUUUACCAGCAUAUCUCCGAAAUAACCAGAACCUUGACGAAUUUUUAAAGAAUGUUUUCCCAGGGAAAGUGAUUUCAGUUCACGUGUUUAAAGCUGUGCCAAGGUGGAGUGAACUAAUUGAUGCUCAUGAUGAUAUGAUCUGGAAAUAUGAGCAUGCUGAGGCUUUGCACCAGCACAGCAAUCAACGGCCAAGCCACAAAAAGUUUAUUUUAUUUGGCACGAAAUACGAUUCUAUUACAUUUUACGAGAGCAGAUUAAAGCAUCUACAUGAUAAAAUGACAUGUGAGCAAAACUUGUCUCACGCUUCACUACCAACGGCCGCAGUAACGUUCAAAUCUCUUCAAGACGCUGCUAUUGGUUUACAAACGUGUUGGAAUAAUUCUCCAGUGACGUCUUAUGUAACUCAGGCUCCAGCCCCGUCCGAUGUUAUCUGGGAAAAUAUUGGCUUAGUCAAAUACUACAGAACAAUCCGUUACGUCAUUGUUGCCAUCUGUCUGUUCUUUCUUGUAUUCUUCUGGAGUGUCCCUGUCUUGAUUGUCUCAUCAAUGGUUUCAUUGGAUGCAUUGCAAAAGAAGUUUUCGUUUCUUGAAGGAGUGAACCGUCUUCCAUAUAUUGUGAAAGGAUUUAUUGAAGGAUUCUUAGCAACAAUCGUUUUGGAAAUUUUCUUUGCAAUUCUUCCCGAUCUGAUGGCGUAUCUCGCUCGUGUUGAAGGAAUUGUAUCACGAAGUGGUGUUGCUGUGUCCUGCAUUGGAAAGCUUUUCAUAUUUCAAAUUGUAAAUAAAUUUCUUGGCAUUCUGUUCGGGGGUGCAUUACUGUCAAGACUACAUGAUAUUAUUGAUUAUCCAACACGAAUUCCUCAAAUCCUCGCGGAGUCGAUGCCAAGUAUGGCGAACUUUUUUGUCAAAGUUAUAAUGCUUCGAACGUUUACGGGUUAUCCAAUGGAAAUGCUUAGUUUGUUUCGUGUAUUAUUGGUGUCAAUUAAACGGAAAUGGUUUUGCAAGACUGCUCGUGAGAACAACGAAGCUUGGCAACCUCCUCCUGUGAGAUAUCCAGGAAUGUAUGCAAACAAUCUUUUUGUGUUCAUCAUUGGAAUAUCGUAUUCUGUAUUAUCUCCAGUGGUUUUGGUUUUUGUUGUCAUAUAUUUUGGUCUGGCCUAUGUCGUCCGUUUUUACUGUCUCAUUUACGUUCGCAAAACUUCAUUCAAAGCUGGAGGUAAAAUGUGGCCAAAGGUAUUUAACAGAAUGAUGAUUGGUAUAUUCGUAUUUCAAUUGCUUAUGGUUGGCGUAUUUGGAUUAAAAGAAAACCAUCUCGUAUCUUUGCUCUGCCUCCCUCUUCCUGUCUUAUCAUUUAUGUUUUACAAAUUUAUACGUAAUAACUUCGAUCGUUCCACCGUCCACCUCAAUCUUUCUCUGGCAAAAGAAAUAAAGACACCCGAGAAGGAAUUUCUGAAGAUCGCUUCAGAAAAGUACAACAGGAUUCAGCUGCCAGAGAUGUUCGCACUGAGCACGGACAAGAAACAGCAAACGAACAAAGAUGAACCAUCGGAAGACGCUUUUAAAACGCCCAGAACAAGUCUGGAGGCAAUUGAAUUACAAGCAAUUCAUGACAGAAAUCAACAGGGGCAACAAGUGUGA